Pimephales promelas (fathead minnow) is the source of this 5780-nucleotide messenger RNA. The record is from RefSeq and is a predicted model, not a curated record. Lineage: Eukaryota; Metazoa; Chordata; Actinopteri; Cypriniformes; Leuciscidae.
GAGAAGUGGAGAUAGAGGAGUGCAGAUCGGAUCGAAAACAGAUCUCCCACCGCACAUCACAACCAACGACUCAACAAACUUGCUUGGUGUACAUUUCUGCCGUGUUGACGGCUAAAUUACUUUUUAAUGUUCGAGUAGGCUAAGUACAGUAAUUUGGAGACGCGUGUGAUGGAUCGUCAAAGUUUGCGAGGUGGUGCAACUGUAGCGCUUCGUCGUCCCCGAAUGAUGUAGUUUUGCUAAAACAUGUUGCUCUUGCAAAACAAAAUAAACCGCUGAUGGAGUUUCGUGACAGAAUCACUUUUAACAUUUUUGUUUUAAGUACAAUUGCGUUGUUUUUCGGAUGCACGCUGGACAACUGCAACUGACGAACUAGGCUAUACAACAUCAAAAGAGGCUCAUCAUGGAGACCACAAGUCCCAGCACCACAGAAAAGAAGGAAUGCAAGGUGUCAGGCCUGGAUGGCAGUAGUUUCUCAGACCUUCCCAAAAAGCCCUCACCGACCACAGCAUCUCGAGCUCCUCAUUUAUUCUCAACUUUCCACACGCCGAUUCCGAUCGACAUGCGACACCAUGAGGGGAGGUACCAUUACGAGCCACACCCUCUGCACUCCAUGCAUGGACCUCAUGGAUUAGCUGGCAGUCCAGUUAUCUCUGAUAUCUCUCUCAUCCGACUAUCGCCUCACGCUGCAACUACCGGAGAAUCCCCCUUCAACCCACCACACCCAUAUGUCAACCCACACAUGGAGCACUACCUGCGCUCCGUCCACAGCAGCCCCACUCUCUCCAUGAUCUCCGCAGCACGAGGACUGAGCCCUGCUGACGCAGUGACCCAUGAACACCUGAAGGAGCGGAGCUUGUUUGGCCUGCCCCCUCCCCCCCCUGGGGCCAACCCCUCAGACUACUAUCACCUCAUCACCAGUCACCGCAGCCCUUACGGAGACCUGCUCAUGCAGACGGGGGCCGCGGCUACUCAUCUCCCUGACUACAUGAGCCCAGUGGACAUGUCCCGUUUCCCCAGUCCCAGACUGACGCCGAGGGUAAGCAGCAGGAAGCGAGCGCUGUCCAUCUCCCCAGUCUCGGAUGCCAGCAUCGACCUGCAGACCAUGAUCCGCACCUCGCCCAACUCUCUGGUGGCCUACAUCAAUAACUCCCGUUCCAGCUCGGCUGCCAGCAGCUCUUACGGACACCUCUCCGUCGGGGCCAUCAGUCCGUCCUUCACAUUCCCACAUCCGAUCACACCAGUUGCAUACCACCAGCUGCUGUCCCAACAGAGAAGUCUGAAUGCAUUUGGACACACUCCCCCCCUCCUACAGCCUUCUCCUUCCCUCAGUUCCCGGCAGCAGACGCUGGUGGCAGCUGCUGCGCUGACCAACAACAGCGCCGACACCAACACAGAGUCCAGCCAGAAUGCUGGUGGAGAUCCUGCUGUCAGCAGCACUGUCAACCCUAUGAUAUUCAAGAGGUCAAAGGUGAAGACUGAAACAGAUGGACCCCACCCCAUCUCACCUGGUUCUCAGGAUCACAUGGAGUUACGGGAGGAACUUGAUAAAGACGAAUGCAAGCAAGAACCUGAGGCUGUGUAUGAGACCAACUGUCAUUGGGAAGGAUGUUCCAAAGAGUAUGACACCCAGGACCAGCUAGUUCAUCAUAUCAACAAUGACCACAUCCAUGGAGAGAAGAAAGAGUUUGUGUGCCGAUGGGAGGAGUGCUCGCGAGAACAGAAGCCUUUUAAGGCCCAGUACAUGCUUGUGGUUCACAUGCGUCGACACACUGGGGAGAAGCCCCAUAAGUGCACAUUUGAAGGUUGCUCGAAAGCUUACUCUCGACUGGAAAACCUCAAAACUCACUUGAGGUCCCACACAGGGGAGAAGCCUUAUGUAUGCGAGCAUGAGGGUUGCAACAAGGCGUUUUCCAAUGCUUCAGACCGAGCCAAGCACCAGAACCGCACACACUCAAAUGAGAAACCAUAUGUGUGUAAGAUCCCAGGUUGCACAAAACGCUAUACAGACCCUAGUUCUCUCAGGAAACAUGUGAAGACCGUUCAUGGUCCAGACGCACAUGUCACUAAGAAGCAGCGUGGUGAUGUGCCACCUAAACCUCAUCCCCCUAAAGGGAAUGGAGAAAAUGAGGCCCACACAAAGCAUGCAAGGGAAAGGUCAGACGGGCUAGGGGAGGCCAACAGCACUACUCGAGGAGUGGAGGAUUGCCAACAUGUCAAGUCUAUCAAGACGGAAAACACAAUGAUGUAUCAGUCCAGCCCUGGUGGUCAGUCAUCAUGUAGCAGUGAGCCAUCGCCACUUGGCAGUGCCACCAACAAUGACAGUGGAGUAGAGAUGGCCAUGCACAGUGGAGGCAGUUUGGGGGACCUGAAUGCUUUAGAUGACUCACCUGUAGUAGAUUCUACCGGUUCUCCAGGUUCUUCUGCAGGAGUAGGUCUUCAACUGCGUAAAAACAGGGGUGGACUACUUAAUGUUGAUCACAUCAAGAAGGAAAAACUAAAAAUGGUAAGAGACUCCUGUUCCUGGGCGAAUGCUUCACCUCAAGUCCGAAAUACCAAGCUGCCUCCAAUACCAACUAUUGACUCAUUGCUGGAGACUUCAAAUAUGGGCACUCAGAUGCCUGGACCUCCAACCCAACGUUCAGGAGAUUUGUCUUCGUAUGAGAUGACAGUCCUUAAUCAGCUGCAUGAGCGCAGAGACAGCUCCACCAGCACGAUGAGCUCAGCAUACACGCUAAGUCGUCGGUCCUCUGGUAUUUCACCCUGCUACUCCAGCCGUCGCUCUAGCGAGACUUCGCAAUUUGGAGUCCGCAACAACAACGUCAGCUCAGCAGAUUCCUAUGACCCCAUCUCCACAGAUAUGUCUCGGCGCUCCAGUGAAGCUAGCCACUGCGGCGGGGCAGGUGGACUCCCAAGUUUGCUAAAUCUCACGCCGGCUCAACACUACCGCCUCAAGGCGAAAUACGCUGCAGCCACAGGGGGUGCACCACCAACACCUCUACCGAACAUGGAUCGCAUGAGUCUUAGAACUAGAAUGGCCCUGUACAAUGACUCGCAAGAAAGUUCAACACAUUUGCACCAUUCCCAAGGUGUAGUCAACUCAAGACGCUGCAGUGACACCGGCUACAGUGCCCCUGGCAUGAUGCCUCAUGAAGUUCAGGCUAAUCUUCUGCGACGAGCAAGUGAUCCUGUUCGUCGUACAACUUUCGACCCGCUCUCCUUGCCGAGGGUUCAGCGAUUCAACAGCAUCAGCAACAUGAACUUUUCCCGCCUGCCUGCAUUAGAUCGGCGUGCUUUCAACUUGCAGAGCAACACUUGUUCCGAUGGCAGCUUGCACCGCCAUCCCUUCAGCCAAAGGCCACCUAGUAUUUCAGAGAACGUUUUAAUGGAGAAUAUGGCCAGUGAUGGAGGUGAUCAGCAAGAGGAUGAUUUAGUGCUUCCGGAUGAUAUGGUACAGUACCUCAGAUCCCAGAAUGGUAGCUCCAAUCAGGACCCAGGGAUUUCUUUCAAUGGUGGUCAUGCACUAGACUUCCAUGGUAAUAUGACCUCUCAACAACAACAGUUCUACGGGCAACGGCGAAUUAGCAUGACAAGCAACAAUGGAAGCCAUGUCGAGCCUAUUUGCUCACAUCCAGAGCAAAUGGCCAAUGCACAAGACAUGAACAAGAACAACAUGCCUGUGCAAUGGAACGAGGUCAGUUCUGGUUCUGUUGAAACAAAUGCGAGGCUUCCAAAGCAGCAACAACUCAGAGGGAACUUGGCAGUGGUUCAGCAGAAGCAGAAUUUUGGCCCUUACCAGGGCUUUGGCUCUAAUCAACAUAUUGUACCAAUGAGCCAGAAUCUGGCUAACAUGCAACAGGGUUAUCCACAGAGGACCAUCCAGAGGAUGAACUCUGUCCAGCUGUGUCGGCAGUCUAUUACCAAUUCCUGUCAGAAUCUCGGCGAGCAAGUAAACCCUCAACCGGUAUAUCGGCAGGACCUCAAUUUCAACUCCAGUCAACACCUAACAUGCAACAGCAUGGGUCCACAUAAUGGAAGAGUGGUGCAAAACCAACAGACGCAGAAUUUCAGAUCCAACUUUACACAUUUGAAUAACGCCAACCAGCAAAGUUAUGUUCCCCUUACUCAGACUGCCGGUCAAAAUGCAGGCAGAGGACUGAUACAGCCCAGACCUCCAUCCGAGCCCAAACCUUUGAAUAGGCAACACUCAGGGUCAGGUAUGGUUCAGCAGAAUGGUUGCUCCCUGUCUAACGCCAACUCCUCAGAAGCUAUCCCAAAGAGACCAGGUGACUUUGGUCAACACAGCAAUGGGAACGGCACUGUGUACUAUUCAGGAGAGAUCCACAUGUUGGACCCCAGUGUGGAUUAUGGUUCACCCAUGUCCCCGUGCGCAAACCAAGCCCCUGUUGCUUCGGUGUCUACAAUGCCGUCUCCUGGGGUUAAUCAGGUCACCAGCACAGUGGACUCCACUCCAACCCUUGAGCACACUCAAAUAGACUUCGAUGCCAUUUUGGAUGAUGGAGACCAUUCAAGCCUAAUGUCCGGCACCUUAAGUCCGGGCAUUCUGCAGAGUCUUUCGCAGAAUUCCUCACGGCUCACCACCCCUCGUAACUCUGUUACUUUAGCCUCGAUACCGGCAGGUAUUGGCAACAUGGCCAUUGGUGACAUGAGCUCAAUGUUAACGGCCCUUGCAGAGGAAAGCAAAUUCUUAAACAUGAUGGCUUGAGAAUUAGAGAAUUCGUUCAAAAAUCAGGGGUGGCUUUUAAUGUUCUUUAAAUGUAAAGACAUUGAACAAUAAAGUGACAAAGACUAAAAAAUUAACACUAAUUUGUUCUCUAAAGGGGAGAAAAACAUGUUUAUGCAUUAUUUCAUGAGCAAAGGCACUGAAGUACAGUAUCUUGCAGAAGUUAAACUUGCAGCAUUCAGGUGGACACUGUCGAAUACAUUAUCAGACAUUUGCUAACACAACUGUUGUAUGCAACCAGGCUGGCAAAAACCUCAAGAUGAUGUUUCACAAAGCCAUAUAUGUUUUAUGUAAGUUUGUUUGUUAAUGCUUAUUAGUGUACAUCAGGGUAAUGGUUAUUGGACUUGUAUAAGUCUGAUUUUUCCCGUUCUCAACAGUGCACUGAAAUUCACUAAGUGCCUCGCAUUAAAGAAGUAAUACGAUUUAAACUCAUAUAAUGCUAUGUAAUCUGGUAUGUAGCUAAACUAAUAGUUUAUGGGUAUCUUUAUUGCAGUUUGCUGUUUUGUUUAUAGUUAUUCCAUAUCCUUCAUGCUUUAAAUUAUGUGUACUGCAUAUGAACUGCACAUGCUUCUUCAUAAUGUGCACAAUGCUCUAAGGGGAAUUAUACGAAACUGAUGGACAUAAAUGUCUGCACAUUUCCCUGGAGCUGAUCAAUUUCAUCUGUAUUGACAGAUUCCCUCGAAGCAUGCUCCAGGAGUUUCAGAUCUCUGUAGUUGCUUCUCAUCUGGCUGUGUGAUGUAGCAUUACAUCCAUGGACCACAACCUGUGCGUAUAUUAAAGGAAUAUGCAAGUACUCUCAGUGAACAUCGCAUCCCAGUUAACAGGUCCAUCACCCUCUUGAGCUUGUGAUAAACCACAGGCCCGAACUAAAAUGACUUCUGCCUUUGAUUUGGGACCGAUUUAAUUCCCACCAAGGACAGAGCGUUUCUGAAAGUCUGAACUAUUGGAGUUGGUUGGUAUUUUGUGAUGCCAUUUGCAGUACUCAGCAUAUGUAUAGCUUUUGUACAUUUUCAAUACAGCAUCUUAAUUUUUCUGUUUA